AUGCACCGGUUCACGAGGUGCGCAAAGGAGAAACUUAUUUUCUGUCCUGGACACAUAGAGCAUGGGCAACCUAGGCCGCCCGCGAACUUUCCCGAGUUCGAAGGGGUCGACGCCGAACGAAAGCGGCGCUUUUCCGCGGGUGACAUUUUCGGCGGCCGAGCAACCGCUUCGCGCCUCUACUACUCCGCGGCUGAAUGGGGCCCGCUCGGAACGCGAAGCGCGAGAAGAGUAGCCCACUCGGUGGGGAACGAGAUUCCGCCGUGGAGCGACAACAACCAUCGCAGGAACGACGAUGACAACGAAAGCAAGAACAACAACAACAGCAACAUCAACCUGAGUCGGGAAGAACGACACACAGACGAGCAAGCAAACACCACAUCACGAGAGCCCCACUGGUCGCCCGGUGACCAAGGCCUGACCCUUCUCCGCGAACACCCCCUCGCUGCACAGCAAGAUGGGCCGGGAACCCCGCCCCCUACAGUCCCCUACGACACGCUCGCACGUGACGGGCGGAAGAUCGAUUACCCUCCUUCCAUUCCCUCCCCCUGUUCGGGACGGCGGCGACGCCGGGCCUCGUGGUCCGGACCGAGGGACUCCCGUCGGCCGGACGAUGAAGAGUCCAGCGAGUGCCACGAGGUUUCACCUCGGCCAGCGUCGGUUCCCCCCUUGCUGCAGCUGCGAUGGGAGAGGCAGGGCGUGUCAGGACGAGCAUACCAAAACGAUGGGAAUCCGUCUCUCUACCGCAAGAAGAAAAUGGCAGCGCGUAGAAGGCUUUCCAAGCAUAAAGGCAUUCGUGCGGCGAUCGAGCGGGGAUGGUGGCCGUACCUUCCCCUGCGCUGGGUAAUACUGAACGACCAGCAUGUCUUGAAGAUCCUUCCGAGGCAGGGGUAUAUCCUCCUCUUCACUGCCAUGUACAUGACCCUCGUGCCAACGGCGGACGAGGCAGAGGCGAAGGAGACCGCGCGCUGGGAGUACGGCGAGGACGCGAAGGGGCUGCCCCAGGAACUCGGGCGGGCGGGAAUCACGCUGGGGGCGUUCUCGGAAGCCCUCUUUGCCGUUGCGGACAACUGGACCGAGACGGUGCGAGCCAACGACUACAUCGAGUUCCUGUGCGUGCUCUGGGAGCGCGUGAGGCCGGACGUCCUCUUCCGGCCGCCGCCCCUUAAGCCAGAGAGCGACGACCCCCCCACGGCUCCGUCCCAACACAAGGGCAAUCACGCAGCCGCUGCUGCAAAUAAGAUCGGUAGGCGAAACCAGAAAGCGCGGAGGAAGAACCGGCCAAAGGACGGGGACGACGAUUACCUCCGCCUUCACGAGAUGAGCCGGAAGGCGGCAAACGUGUUGGGCAUUGGUGACGAGAGAUGGCGUGGAGGAGGAGGAGGAGGAGGAGGAGGAGAGGGGAGAGAAGGCGAAGCGCUUGAUGACAACCGCCGCGCCCCUCCCACCCGUCUUCCGCCACCGCAGACACCCGACGGCUUGCAGCAGCUGCGCAUCCCGGGGUUUCGAUCGAAGGAGGCGCAGCGUGCGGCGUGGGUUCGACACAAGCAACGCCGCAUCGUCGAUCCCGGCCGGGGGGUUCUGUUGGCUCCGGAGGGGAUGGACGGUUUGCGCGGCAUUCACCGCGGCGGGGGGAGGGGGGAGACCAGCGGUGGAGCAAAGGAAAACCAGCGGCAACAGCAGCAGAAACAGGAGACGGAAGAGCAAAGCAGGAAGCAAAGGGGACGGCGGCGGACGCGCGUGACUGGCAUUCUGAAGGAGGCGGAUCGUCAGCGCGAUGUUAGGACUGGUGGGGGCGGGGGAUACCGUCCAAAGGAGGAGGAGGCGGAGGUGGAAAAGGAAGAGAUGGAGAGCAUCUGGGAUUUCAUAACCAGGAACGUUCCGGUGAACUCUCGAGAGAGGGACGCCUUCAUCCUCUUCGUGGAGCGGAAGCAGCCCGACCUCUUGGACAACAACAACAACAUCAACAACAAAAACUACGGCAGGAACCCGGAUGUCGGCGUCGGUGACCAGACAAAGCCCGCGCUUGGCCGUCCCAUCUCCUCCCCCAGCCCGAAACGUCCUGCUGCUGGCGGCGGGGGCGGCGGUGGUGGAAGGGUGGCUGCGCCGCCCACCACCGCCACCGUCGUCCGGCGCUACCGCACCCAAGAGGCCACCUGGGAGAGGGCGCGUCGCCAAACCGUCCCCUCGAGAGCCUUGGGGGAGUUGCUGGAGGCAUGGAGGUCGGGGCAAGAGGGGAUGACGCCGGCGGAAUACGGGGCGGCCUUCAUCGGCCCUCCGAAGCGCGCCAGCUUUUUAGCGUACGCCAUCGCCAACGGCUGGGGCACAAGAGCCGGAGGUGUCCACUCGCAGCAAACCCUGGAUGGCGUCGCGGCGGAGUGGAGGCGCGGGAGUGGUCGCUGUCCCGAGAUGGACGCCCUGUGGGAGGUUCUGCGAGAUCUUCUCUGGGAUGAGGCAGAAGGCGCUAUCGGCGAGGCCCUCAGCGACGGUGUCGACCUGUACAGCAUCCCCCACCGCCUUCUCCACGACCCGCCGAGAGGGCGACAAGGCCAUAGGAGCAGUAGCAGCAGCAUCAGAAGAAACAGUGCCCGCCCGGUGCUGCUGUCGCCGCGGCAGCGCGGUGAUUACGACCACCACCAGCAACGCCAUCGUCGCGCUUCCACGGCCCCGGCAUCAACAGACGGCGCUGCGGCUGCGGAAUUUGAUGGCGAGGGUGUUGGUGGCGGGGACAACGGGUUCGACAGACAUGGAGGCGGGGAAGGUCCCGCGGGAAGAGUGCUGCUGCAGGGAGAGAGGGUUGCCGGCUCCGUGCGGCAAGGGCAGGCCGCCUUCUACCAGACCCCAUGUCCUACAGAGAGGGGAGCGUGCCUCGAGAUCACCCUCGAGUCCCAUGACGACGGAUCGAGGGCACCGGGGCGAAGCAACGACAACGGCAUACCGACCGCCAUCAGCCUUUACGCCGUCCAAGCCCCGCACCGGCCACUACGUCUGUCGUUCUACACCUGGGUUUCCCGCGGUAAAACCCACCACCGCCUUCUGCUCAACUGGAAGGGCCCCGCCGCUGGAUUGAAGGGGGGCGACGAGGGAACUCUAUCCCCUGCCCCGUCCCCGCCCCGCACAGGCGCAGUCAUUUCGUCACCAUGGGAUGGAGUAAGGGGAUACACGUCCCCCCGCCCCGCCACGGCAUCCGCCUCUAAGCCAUGGAAGCCCGUGCCACCGGCCCCGAUUCACAUGGCGGUAGUUUGCCCGGAGCCUCCGCCGCCGCCGUCCCCGCUAGCCCCCGCUUUCGACGGCAGCGGCAUCGGUAUCCUCGCAGCCACGGCCCAAGCAGAUGAAACGCUCGACGAUCGAGGUAUUUUCGGGGGCGUUCUUCAAGAGCCCGGGCGGGUAGAGGGUGGUGCUACCAGGGGGUCCGUGGGGGGACAGGUGGCGACGCCGAGGAGGAAGAGAGUAAGGUUUACAGUCCGGGUGAGGGUGGUGGGGCCUCCAAGGGUGGUGCUAGAGGGAAGGUGGUACUCGCUUCCCUUCGGAACGGACACGGGAGGGGGGACGACGGGCCCGCAUCCCCUGGCCGCUUUCGCCACCCUUCGGCUACCGACACCGCUCAGGGCGACUCGAUGGGGCCCGGAUUCCUAUCCAGAAGAUCCCUUUGGAGAUCUUGAUGUGUCUGUGUUUGCAGGGGAGGAAGACAGGUCCGGGUUCGUGGACUCGGAAACCUUGGUGACUCUUCAGGCUCGACAUUCGACCUGCGACCCUGACGCCGUCGACAUCUACUGCGGCACCUCCCCAAGACCUCGCCCUAGCCCGGCCGAUCACACGUGGCGGAUGCCGAUCGGUGGCGGCGGUGACGGCGGCGGCAGCGGGGUUGCGGCUCGGGUACCCGGAGCGCCAGCGCCUAGCCAGCCCGUCGACGGUGGUGGCGGGAGCGGGAACAACGGGACGCGGGGAGUAAUUUGUCCUGCACCAGGCCACCGUCAGCCCGGAGAUAAUCAUCAUGGUGCGGCCGGCGAGGUCGCCGGCGCUGGGGUCAGCAGAAUGACUGUGGCCAUGCCAAGGGACCACACGGGCGCCUUCCAUGUCGGCGUGUUCGGGAGGGAGCGCCGCAAGACCACCACCGGCGGUGGUACAGCGAGAGGGGGAACCAUCAAUAUCAAGGUAACGCGGUUGAUCGACGACCAGUUCGUCCUGAAGCAGCUCGAGUUCGCCCAGGACUUCCACAGGCGUUUCUGUCCACCAGGGGAUGAUGACGAGCGCGUCCCCGUGCUGGGGUCGGGACGGGCCUGCCAGGGUGUGCACACCCGACCUUUCUUGCUGGCGUCGAGAAGGAUCUCGCCGUCGCAGAACGAGUACUCGUGGCGGGGGACCAACACGGAGGGGCUGGUUGAGGUGCUACGCGACAGCAACCGGCCUGGUCGAGUGUUGACACGUUACACGGAAACUCUCCAGGUUUGUAGACUGGUCUUCUAA
Messenger RNA from Ectocarpus siliculosus, 4464 nucleotides. The record is from the annotation of a GenBank genome assembly. NCBI's taxonomy places the organism in Eukaryota, Phaeophyceae, Ectocarpales, Ectocarpaceae.